Messenger RNA from Branchiostoma floridae (Florida lancelet), 2001 nucleotides. RefSeq names its product zinc finger protein 84-like. Gene Ontology annotation, cellular component: nucleus. Bases 154 to 1887 code for a protein of 577 amino acids. Gene Ontology annotation, biological process: regulation of transcription by RNA polymerase II. The record is from RefSeq and is a predicted model, not a curated record. The transcript has 3 exons. Lineage: Eukaryota; Metazoa; Chordata; Leptocardii; Amphioxiformes; Branchiostomatidae. Gene Ontology annotation, molecular function: DNA-binding transcription activator activity, RNA polymerase II-specific; RNA polymerase II cis-regulatory region sequence-specific DNA binding.
CUUCCUUUCCUUGAGGAUACUCUUGGCUUGGAGUUCGGGGCCGUUUCUCGUCCUUAGAGAAGAAGUCCGCAUUCAUUCCGUAGCGAGUUCUAGUGUUUCAUCAGGCAUCCCUGUGGCCACUAAGGUUCAGAAGUUGAUCCAGACAUUGUUGACAUGGCAACAACAGACAGCAUGCAGGGUUUGGAUGACGUCAGGAGAGGAGCAGCAGGGGGUUCUGCUGACAGUGUUCUCACCUGGCAAGGAGACAGACAUGAGGAGUCUGGGGAGGAGUCCGGUGGGAGAGACAAAGGUGUGAGAGUGUACAGGUGUGAGGAGUGCAGCAAGGAGUUCAGUAAGCUGUGUAAUCUAAAGACUCACACGCGUACUCACACAGGGGAGAAACCUUACAGGUGUGAGGAGUGCACCAAGCAGUUCAGUCAACUUAGUGAUCUGAAGACUCACAUGCGGACUCACACUGGGGAGAAACCCUACAGGUGUGAUGAGUGCAAUAGGCAGUUCAGCCAGCUGGGUCAUCUGAAGUCUCACAUGCGGACUCACACAGGUGAGAAACCCUACAGGUGUGAGGAGUGCAGCAGGCAGUUCAGUAAGCUAAGCAAUCUGAAGACUCACAUGCAGACUCACACAGGUGAGAAACCGUACAGGUGUGAAGAGUGCAGCAGGCAGUUCCGUAACCUGAGUAAUCUUAAAGAACACAUGCGGACUCACACAGGGGAGAAACCUUACAGGUGUGAGGAGUGCAGCAGGCAGUUCGGUGUGCUGAGUAGUCUGAAGAGGCACAUGCGGACUCACACAGGUCAGAAACCCUAUAGGUGUGAUGAGUGCACCAGACAGUUCAGACAGCUGGGUGAUCUAAAGACUCACAUGCGGACUCACACCGGAGAGAAACGUUACAGGUGUGAGGAGUGCAGCAGGCAGUUCAGUGAGCUGGGUAAUCUGAAGAAACACAUGCAGACUCACACUGGAAAAACUGAAGGUGUAAGGGACGGAACAGAGAGUUCUGUGAACUUUAUUCCAGAUAUUGCUGAUAUGGCAACAACAGAAGGCAUGCAGGGUUUGGAUGACGUCAUGAGAGGAGCAGCAGGGGGUUCUGCCGACAGUGUUCUCACCUGGCAAGGAGACAGACGUGAGGAGUCUGGGGAGGAGUCCGGUAGGAGAGACAAAGGUGUGAGGGUGUACAGGUGUGAGGAGUGCAACAAGCAGUUCAGUAAGCUGAGUAAUCUGAAGAGGCACAUGCGCACUCACACAGGGGAGAAACCCUACAGGUGUGACGAGUGCAGCAGGCAGUUUAGUCAGCUGGGAGAUCUGAAGUCUCACAUGCGGACUCACACAGGAGAGAAACCUUACAGGUGUGAGGAGUGCAGCAGACAGUUCAAAAGGCUGAGUAUUCUGAAGACACACAUGCGCACUCACACAGGGGAGAAACCCUACAGCUGUGAGGAGUGCAGCAGGCACUUCAGUGACCUGGGUCAUAUGAAAAGACACAUGCACACUCACACAGGGGAGAAACCUUACAAGUGUGAGGAGUGCAGCAGGCAGUUCAGUCAGCUGAGUGAUCUGAAGAGGCACAUGCAGACUCACACUGGGGAGAAGCCUUAUGGAUGUGAGGAGUGCAGUUGUCAGUUCAGUAGGCUGGAUAGUCUUCAGACUCACAUGCGUACUCACACUGGGGAGAAACCCUACAGGUGUGAGGAAUGCAGCAGGCAGUUCAGUGUGCUGAGUAAUCUGAAGACUCACAUGCGGACUCACACAGGUGAGAAACCCUAUAGUUGUGGGGAGUGCAGCAGGCAGUUCAGUCAGCUGAGUCAUCUGAAGUCUCACACACGGACUCACACAGACGAGAAACCGUAUAGGUGUGAGGAGAGUGCAGCAGGCAGUUCGGUGUGCUGAGUAGUCUGAAGAGGCACAUGCGCACUCACACUGGAGAAAAAUGAAGGCAUAAGGUAUGCAUCAGGCAGUGAACUGCCACUGGGAUGUGUGAUAACCUGAAGAAACAUGUACAUU